Molecule: messenger RNA, 10646 nt
Organism: Myotis daubentonii (Daubenton's bat)
Lineage: Eukaryota; Metazoa; Chordata; Mammalia; Chiroptera; Vespertilionidae
Gene: MARS2
Product: methionyl-tRNA synthetase 2, mitochondrial
Biological process (GO): methionyl-tRNA aminoacylation
Molecular function (GO): ATP binding; methionine-tRNA ligase activity
Source: RefSeq, a predicted model, not a curated record
CCUCCCACGUGCAGCUGCGCGCCUCCGCCGGCCGGGCCGUUGAGCACCAUGAUCCCGCUGCGGGUUUGGGCCGCUCGGCCGCUCGGCCGCGCCGUGGCCCGCGGGCUCCCGCUCCCGGCGCCCUCCCGCCCCCGCCUCUGCAGCUCCGGCCCCCGAGGCGCCCGCGACGAGGCCCCCGAGGCGCGCGCCUGCUUCACGACCCCCAUCUUCUACGUGAACGCGGCGCCGCACAUCGGGCACCUGUACUCGGCGCUGCUGGCGGACGCGCUGUGCCGCCACCGCCGCCUGCGGGGUCCCGGCGCCGCCGCCGCCACGCGCUUCUCCACCGGGACGGACGAGCACGGCCUGAAGAUCCAGCAGGCGGCCGCCGCGGCGGGCCUGGCCCCGACCGAGCUGUGCGACCGCGUCUCGGCCCAGUUCCAGCGGCUCUUCCGCGAGGCGGGCGUCUCGUCCACCGACUUCAUCCGCACCACGGAGGCGCGGCACCGGCGGGCCGUGCAGCACUUCUGGGCGGCGCUGCAGGCGCGGGGGCUGCUCUACAAGGGGCUCUACGAAGGGUGGUACUGCGCCUCCGACGAGUGCUUCCUGCCCGAGGCCAAGGUCAGCCGGCAGCCCGGCCCGUCGGGGAACCCGGGUCCGGUGUCCGUCGAGAGCGGGCAGCCCGUCUCCUGGACCCAGGAAGAGAACUACAUCUUCAGGCUCUCGCAGUUCCGGGAGCCGCUGCAGCGCUGGCUGCAGGACCACCCUCAGGCCAUCACCCCCGAGCCCUUCCAGCAUACGGUCCUCCAGUGGCUGGAGGAGGACCUGCCGGACCUGUCGGUCUCUCGCAAGAGUAGCCACUUGCACUGGGGCAUUCCGGUGCCCGGGGACGACUCGCAGACCAUCUACGUGUGGCUGGACGCCUUGGUCAACUACCUGACCGUCCUCGGCUACCCCAGUGCUGAGUUCGAGGCCUGGUGGCCCACCACCUCUCAUGUCAUAGGCAAGGAUAUCCUCAAGUUCCAUGCCAUCUAUUGGCCCGCCUUCCUCUUGGGGGCCGGCCUGAGCCCGCCACACCGCAUCUAUGUCCACUCCCACUGGACAGUCUGUGGCCAAAAGAUGUCCAAGAGCUUGGGCAACGUCGUGGAUCCCAGAGCUUGCCUGGACCGCUAUACUGUGGAUGGCUUCCGCUACUUCCUCCUCCGCCAGGGCGUCCCCACCUGGGACUGCGAUUACUAUGAGGAAAAGGUGGUGAAGCUGCUCGACUCCGAGCUGGCAGACGCGUUGGGCGGCCUCCUGAACCGAUGCACUGCCCAGAGAAUAAACCCUUCGGGGACCUACCCGGCCUUCUGCGCCCCCUGCUUUCCCAGUGAGCCCGGCUUGGCGGGGCCAGCGGCUCGCGCUGGGCCGGAAGACUACGCUCUGGUGAGCGCAGUGGCCACGUUGCCCAGGCAGGUGGCAGACCACUACGCGAACUUCCAGAUCUACAAGGCCCUGGAGGCAGUGUCCAGCUGUGUCCGGCAGACCAAUGGCUUUGUCCAAAGGCACGCGCCGUGGAAGCUGAGUUGGGAGAGCCCCGUGGACGCCCCCUGGCUGGGCACGGUGCUUCACGUGGCCUUGGAAUGUUUGCGGGUCUUCGGGACUCUGCUCCAGCCUGUCACCCCAACCCUGGCUGACAAGCUGCUGUCCAGGUUGGGGGUCUCUGCCACAGAGAGGGGUCUUGGAGAGCUCACUUUCUUGCCUCGAUUCUACGGACAUCCUUGCCCUUUUGAAGGGAGGCGGCUGGGACCUGAAACUGGGCUCCUGUUUCCACGACUGGACCAGUCCAGGGCCUGGCUGGUGAAAGCCCAUAGGACCUAGAAACUCAGUUCUUACGGUUUCUGGCUUGUGGUAAAAAGAGCAAGUGUGUUGUUUUGCAUUUUCAGGAAAGUUAUAUUAAUGUUAAGUGUUGCACCAAAUGAGCACAUAAGCGAUGUCCCUGUGAAAAGAGGUUUAAAACGUUUCAGGUGCCCAGCCCUGACUCUUGUUUUCUCUGCUCACUCACUAACCACUGCCCUUUGUAUGCCAGUGUCUCUACGACGUCUCUAGGGAAAGAUGGGUAAGAGGCAGCUCUGCUGGGACCAUUCGUUCUUCUGGUGCCUCCUUCCAAACCAGUUAGGUUAUUUACCCGGACUACCUCUCAUGGCUUGUUUUCCAUUGGCUGCCAGCCUCUGCCCCGGGAAUCGGGAGUUGGGAUUGGAGGUCUCUACCUCAGCUUUAAGCCCUAUUUUGUUACAUAUGUUGAGUCUCCUGUUAAAAAGAGAUUCUUUUAUUAACCUUUAAAAAUUCAGUGUCCUAGACUAGAUGUUUAUAUUUUCGGUUCUUAAAAUCAUGACUAAUGAUUAAUAUUAGCAGUCCAAUAGUUGUGCUUUGUAACACUACACUCCAACCAGUAGAUGGCUCUAGUCUCACAUGUGGAAUUAAGAUGGAGGUUCAGAGUCUAGAAGAAAUUUGUUUUCUGCUUUCUAAUUUUGCAGAAUUUAAGAAAAUUUUUAUUGCUUUUCUUAAAAUGAGGGAUAACUGCAACCACUGCUGUUUUACAGAAAGCCAUAAAAAAUAUCAGAAUCCUCAGCUUUCUUCAGACUACUGAAAAAGGACAUUUAGCCUAAUUAAACAUUUACUAUGCUAAUAAGUAAAUAUAUCAAGUUUGUUUGGACUAUGAUAAAUUGUAAAGCUCUCUUGAGGUACUUGGUAUGUUAAAAUUUUAAACUUUAAUAACAGUAAAUUAGAGGUAUGAUUUAAAAAAUCUUAAGUUGUUCAAAAGGGCAGUAUUUUCUUUAUAUUUUUUAGCCAUCAUUUUGUUAUUCACACACAUAAUUUACCUUAUAUGAUUUCUUUUGGUCAAUCAGCAUUGAUAACACAAUACAGAAAUUGUACAAUAGUUACUAUAAAUGUUAAUACAUUUACUUUUAAGUAGUUUUUACUGAUUAUUUCUUACGCUCUUUUAACUUGUUAUUAAAGUUUAAAAGUUUCUAAGUACCUUAUUCAGAUUCAUAUUGUUGCAUUUGUUGAAGGUGGUGGUGAAGGGAGGAAUGAUCAAUGCUCCAAGAAACUCAAACUGGAUUUAAGGAGCUCUCCAAGGCCCCAUAACAACACAGAAAAGAUGUUAAGGUAUCAGUUAUAUAAGGACUACAACACAGUGAGCCAGCAUUGUAUCUGAUAGGUGAUUGAUUGGACAGCCAGGCCACAGUUGAGAACUUGCCUUGAAAUAUCCAUUCUAAGCAUGGUAGCAAGCAGAGAGGGCUCAUUAUGAAGUAACUUACUAGGUUGCUAGUUCCCCAGAUUUAUUCUGUGUGCUUCUGUUUAGCUCCAGUUUCCAUUGCGAGGUUGUUUGCUUGGGAACAUUACUUAAAAAAGAAUGCUUGAAGGUAUUCUAAAGUGGAAGGAUGGUUUUGACAAAUGUUCCUGCAGACCUGGACUUCCCAUAUGAUGUAUUCGUUACCUGCUGGGAUUCGUAGGGCAGAUUACGGGGGCCUAGGAUUGAGUAUUAUCUCCUACGGCUGGACGGAGCACAGUAGGGAAAGACAUGGGGUAUGUUUACAUGGUGAAGGAAAACAGACCUACAACCAGUGGGAUGAUAACCUCUGCCUUUGCAGUGUCCCGUGAACAGUCUUCCAGUUCCCAUCACGAAUGGAGAGACAGUGUCUUCCACUUGACUGAGCUUUCCUGUGGCCUAGUACUGGUCCAUACACUGGCUCUUUGCUUGCUGGGUGUUAAUGGAGUUCCUUUUGUGCAGUCUGUCACUUGUGCAGGCAUUUUAACUGGCUACCAGAAUAUCUGUGCUACUGGAGGGCACAAAAAAUAGGGGAUUCAGAGAAGAGGGUAUUACAAAAGACAAGAUACUGUGAAUGAAAGGUGUGAUAUGGGAGAUGAACCACUUUGAUUUUCUGUAGGAGGUAAAGCAGAUAGCCUUUGGGUACUGGAUGUAUUCAGUUUGAUCCAGCACUUUAAGAAUGGCAGGUGAUGGAUAGGUAAAACUUAACUGGAGGACAUAGCAUUUCCAGGAGAGGGCAUCCUAAUCACCUGGGAGAAGAUGAUAAACUUGUAGAUCUCUAAGAAUCCCCCUACUCCAGAACUGCUAACAGCUUAUCUGGCAUCUUUGGCUCCCCUGACCAGAAGUUUCUCCCAAAUAAUACUCCUGAGGCUCAGAUUUUCAUUGUAGGUUAUUUUUGGAGACAGUGUUGCAGGAGGGUAUGACAGAGCACUGAUCAGGUGUUCAUGGGAUGUCCGUUACAGUGAUAACAGGCUAUCAACUUGGUAGACUACAUUCCUGUCUAUGAAGUCAUGCAGGAAGUUGUGGGCAAUGGACAGUAUAUGUUAAGUGGCACCAUUCAAUAUUAGAGGGCUAUUCCACAAGUGAAUUCAUAGAUUAGGCACCUCUGAAGCCAGGAGACCUGUGGCUAUACAGAGGUUAGGAAUAGACAGGAAUAGACAUGCUCAGCUGGCGUGGCUCAGUUGUUGAGCAUCGACCUAUGAACCAGAAGGUCAUGGGUUGAUUCCCAGUCAGAGCAUGUGCAGGAGGCAGCCAAUCAAUGAUUCUGUCUUUUCUCUCUCCUCCCUUCCUCUCUGAAAUCAAUAAAAAUACAUUUAUAAAAAAGAACAGGCAGGAACAAAAUAGAUACAAUCUCUGAUUUCACCGAGAUCUGUUAUUCUGGAAGUAGGCCUUGUUUUUCUUAAGGACCUGUGUGACUAUAGGGGCUGAGAAGAGCCUGAAAACCUUCCUGUUAAGUUGAUAAAGUACUCAGGAAGGCCUAGGCUGAAAUAUGGGCCCUGAGGCAAAGGCCAGUUUCUUGUUUUUGCAGCUGUACCUGUGAAUGGAACGUAGCUCUUUAGAUGUGGGAAGUUCUAAAACCAAAGUAAAGCCAGUAGUUGGUCAGGUUGUGGGGCUCCAAACUGGAUAUCUUAUGAUCAUAAAGUAACAGGCAGUACCAAGCAUUCAACAGAUUCCUCCUUGGGCAUUAUGGAGGGACGGACGGUCUCCUAUUGAGCAGAGUUGCAGUGUUGGCCUGCAUUAGUGCAACCUUGAGUGAUUGGGGAGGCCAUGCCUCUCGACUAAGGUUUGGUCCAUAAAGCUGCUGUCUAAUCUAUAAUUGCCUCCUGGAGGCAAUGCCCCAGAGUUACAGAACAACUGUCCUUUUCCUUUUUUUAUAUGUUUUUAUUGACUUUUUAGAGAGGAAGGGAGAAAAACAUGAAUGAGAGAGGACCACUGAUCAGCUGCCUUUGCACACCAGUGACAUGUGCCCUGACUGGGAAUACAGCCAGUGACCUCCUGGUGCCUAACUGUUCUUGCUGGAAUAACUAUUCUUGUUGGUGAGGUCUGGGGUGCUGUGCUAGAGUAAAUAAUAUCAGUGGACCUGAAAGGGUGUGGCCAUACUGACAGCCAUGUGUCUGUUUUUGCAGCAAGGUUUACUAGUUCAGAGAGCUUGGGGGGAGCUAGGGCACAGAUUAGGGUAACCAAGAGCACAGGUUAGGGGAAUCAGUUCUAGAAAAAAGCCUCUUGCAGAACUAUCAAAUACGUAAUUUCAGCACAACACUGUUAGUCCUGCCCCUUCCUCUAACAGAAAGUUGGGGUAGGAUUGGUUAACUUUUCUCAAUAGUAACACACCAAAUUUAAGGUUAAUAUUGCUGGAAGGGCCAGAACUAAGUUAAUUCAGGUUAAUUAGUGGGGAUUUUACCUUUUUAGGAAGAGUGUCAUUCUUUUCUGAGACAAAGGAACAAAGGAGCCCAGCCUGCGCUGCUUUCCUCUAUGGCACUCACCCAUCUGGAGAUGAAUAGGCUCUUCCUUCGAGUUCAGGUCGUCCCGGUUAACCCAGUAGAGAUCCUCUGAAUUAAAGAAGCCAUCUCAUAGGAAUCAUUGACCACAUUUAAAAUACCUGCUUAAAAUCCUAUGAAGGCAAUUGGUUUUACUUAUAUUUUCAUGAUAAGGAAGGGGAAUUGGGAAGAGCUAUCUGCCAAGAAGAUCUUUCAGUGCUUUGACAACUAGAAAUGAUAUACUCUGUACUGUGCUUCUUCCCAGGAAUAGUUAUUGGGAGGUUCAGCCCCUUUGAAUCUUUACCGAAGGUGAAUUUAACUUCCAUUUGGUGUACAACACAGUUUAACUCACCAUGGAUUUUAAAGUCCACACUUCCUCACUAAGAACAAGAUGAUAUACGAUGUCAGAAUGUUUCAGGAAACCAAGUGUGCCAUCUGCAAGAAAAUUCUAGCUCCAAGGGUAGGGGAGCCCUGCCUUCAAGUCAUUAAGGAUUUUGGGAUGAAAUGUCUGCAGGAGGCCUGGAAGACUCACUGGGUAAACUGGAAGGACAGCUUUGGGAAUACCUGUGGAAAUGGACGAUGCCACUUUUCUUAGCGUACGGUAUGGUGAAAUGGUGCUGACCUCCUUAUGCUAGUCCACUCCUAAAGAUACACCUUGUGCAUGUCCCCCCGUUAACUGAUAAUCACUGGUCUGUGAAUUUAACAUGAAGAUAAGCCCUCAAAAGCUAAUUUAUGGUUGUUAUAGAUUGGAUCAUAGUUCUAUUCAAUACAUUCAAUAAAAAUAUGACCAAUUUUUUUCCUGAUUAAGAUAUUUUUUAAAGGGUAAUAUCUUUUACAUUGGAACACAUUAAGAUCGUUUCAGUACUUUGGCUUCCUUUGAACUAGUCUAGAAGUGUCUAUUGAUUAAAAGCUCUAUGUUAAAAAAUAUAAAAUUCACAAGUGUGUUAUACAUUUUAGGUUAAUCAUUAAAAUACAAGUAGAAUGUAUUUCUUUCAAGCCAUAUGUAAUGUUAAAACUCAAUCCAAUAGAACACAGGAGAAAAAAAGAGCAAAGAAAAAUGAAAAAUUUGGUAAGAGAAAGCCUAUAAGAUGGUAGAAAUAAAUACGAAUAUAUUUGUAAUUGUAAUAAAACAAAGCAUCAUAGGAUGAACCUGUCAAAAGACAGCAGCAAUGUUCAAGCUUAAAUGUAAAAAGUUAGCUACGUGUAGUUAAAAAGUAUAUACUUAAACAUAACAGAAGACAUGACAUGAAGAAACACGAGGCAUAUGUUAACCAAAGGAAAGCUGGUAUAAUAUUAAUAGUAGACAAUCUAUAUUGAAGGGAAAAUUGUUACUAAAGAUAAAAUGAGAAUAUAAAAGGAGUAACACCAACAAGUUAUAAGAAUUAUGAACUUGUAUGACCUAAUAACAUAGCCUCAAAAUGUAAAAACCCAAAGCUAAAAUUGAAAAUGAUAAAUGUUCGUCUGCAAAAAAACCAACAAAAAACUGCCUUUCAUGAGUUCAGAGAAACCGUGCAACGAGAAAGGAAAGAUAACUCACCCUAGAUGUUAACACCGCAGCCUAAUGCUCACUACCAAGGGGAUCACUGCUGUGAACAAUAAAAGUUUUAUAGCAGAAAAGGUUUUGUGAUCAAGACUUUGACUUUUUCCAUGCAUGUCUCUGUGAAAAUAACUUACUUUUUGAAUAGAAAUGUCAGCAAAUAUAAUACCUCUUCAGUAAAUCCUCCCUAAGGAUUAAAAAGGGGACACUCCUGGCCAUACUUUGCCAUUUUUAAAAAUUGUUUCAGGAAUAAGCGAAGGUGAAGGGAGAGACUGGAAGUUCUAUGUUCCUUAUUUGUGCUCUCUCACUCACUCUCCCCAUUAAUUUUGUGAAGUAGUCUUUCUGUUUAACUGAAAAACUGAGGCACAGAGAGAUUAAGUAACAGACGUGGCUAAGGUUAUGCAGCUUGUCUCCAUGCCAGAGCUUCAGCACCAUCCGCAGCAUCAAAACCACACCAAUCAGUGAGGACGUACUGAAGGCAUUGUAUUGUGGGGAGGAAGUAGCAUAAUCAGGUCCAAGACCUAAGGAUGAAAAGUCUACUUAAGAAUCCUUAACUGAAAUAUAUCAAUGAUUGUUUCAAAAUGAAGACUUAGUUCUUGAUAGCUAGAUUCUGAAACAUGACUGCCAAAAUAGAAACUUAGAAAAAAAUCACUACUUUUACCAUAAAAUAUACUUCUCUUUUGCUUUCAAUAGUUUCUUUUAUUAUUUUAAGCCUACUUAUAUGUGCUGGUGUAAAUUUUAAAAAAUGUUAAUAACUAUAGUUUCUAUUUUUAUUUUUCCUUAAGAUUAUUUUGUUUCUUAUUUUCAGAACAGUGUCCCAAAUUCUUGGCUCCAACAGUUCUCCUCUAAGUGAAAGUAUAUUAUCAUAUCCAUGAAGCUAAGUAUUUUGAAAUAACAUUUUAAUAUUUGAUACUUAAAAUACACAUUUAUCUCUAUACAUGGAAACACCAAUAUUCAAAAGUUUUAUUUGAAUUAACUAUUAUAGGAACAAGGCCAGAGAAUUUUAUUAGAGGUUACAAACACUGAAACUUUUUCAUUUCAUACAUACAGUUUUAAUACAAAUGAACUUACUAAAAGACUCCUCUAUUUACUAACAAUUUAAGUUCUAUGAAUUUACUGAACAUUUAUUACUAUAUUCUUGUGACAUCUUUCCUAACAAGCCUGCAGAAACCAGAUUAAACACCUUCUGACUCCAGUUAUUACCAAAGCAUAAACCACCCCAUUAGCUAAAAUGACACAUACUGGAUAAUUCCUGGCAAAAUAUCAUCUUAUAUAUAUGACAAUCAAAACAUAUUCUAACUUCCCCAAAUUAGAGACUUUAUUGUGAAUUGCAUAGAGAACACUCUGUCAUAUUUUACAUGUUUUAUGAAAGGUAGCUAUUAAAGCCAUGGGCUAUACCUUAAUGAAGUAUAAAAUCUAUGUUUAUAUAAAACUUAGCUAUCAUCUAUAUUGUGUUUUAGAAAAUGUAUCAAAAGUUCUUGUUAACUUGGAAGACCAAGAACACCUAUAUCUUUAUUCUAUGUUUUAAAUGAUUUCAUCAGAACUCUAAAUUCAAGCUACACAGUCCCAUAGUUAGCAAGUCACAAUGGGCACUUUUUCAGUAUUUUUUUGCAUGGCCGUCAAUUUCUUGUUAAUAAAAUCACACUGAUAUAUAUAUUAUAAAUAAUAUAUGACAUUUUUUUAUUAUCUUCAAAAAUCACUAAGAAAAUGAAUUUAUGAAGGCUUUUAUAAAGCAAAGAAUCUUCAAUUCUGGUAAACUGAAAUUACUGGACUAACUUUAUAUUUAACUUUCUAUAAAACUUAUUUUAUGGGAACUCCCUACAUUGUUAGAAAGCAAAACUUUUUAGUCCUGAGUUUAGUUUCAUUUAUAACUCAUUACUGGAAUGCAUUUAAGUAAAUCAAUUUACAAUGUGUAAGAAGCCCAUUUUGAUAUUACAGAAGAAAAUUGUAAGUAGUAAAAUAAAAUGAAGUAUUGGAAAUAUGUAUGGUUAAUUGUAUGAAAGCUGAUGGUUGGAUUUUUACUCCAUUUUAGGGUUGGAAGGAGUAUUUUUUGUUAGACAUAACAAAAUAUUUUUAACAUUCAUUAUAAUAUUGUCUGACCUACUAUAAAAAAUUGUUAGUUAAUAAUUGAUCUUCAAAGUAGAAAGUUUUUUCUUAUUAAAAUGUCCACAUUAAGUCAACCUCUAGAAAGUAGUUAAUUCAUAACAAAUUUUAAAUAAAACGUUUUUGAUGUAACUGAUACCAUUAAAUUAGUUUUCUAGCCUAAGGGGAGUCUGUAGAUAGCACUUCUUCCUUUUCCCAUAAUUCAUGGGGACCAUCUAACAGUGGAGCUAUCCGUUCUGGGGCACAAAAACCAGUAUAAAUGUGUAACUGUCUGUACCUAAGCAUAGAAAUUUGACACUCAACCUGAUCUCAGACAGAAAAACAAAGGAAAUGGUGAAAACUUAAUGUUUAACAUCAAGGGUAGUGAGAAGGGCACUAGCCAAGUUCAAUCAAGUUGUCAAAUCUCAUCAUUGAUACAUUUGUAGAGGUAGAUGUUUUUUAAAUAUUCAACAUGUGAAGGUAGGUAAGUCUGAACUCAACAGUUUUAAACAAGUCAUUCUCUAAAGGCAAAACACAGCUAGAGCACAGGCAUAAAAUCUAUUGGUAAACAGGGUUGUUGCUGACUUUAUUUUCAUUUUUCCUUUGGCAUAGACAUUAGGAUAGUAAGUGUAUUAUUUUAAUUGAGAACUUCUUACAAAUAGUUGGAAUUAGCCUGAAUAAAAUAAUCUCACAAACUAAGACCUGAAUAGAAGCUAAAAAGGAUUACUGACAGUGUCACUGUGUUUAAGGGAGAAAUAUGUGUUGAAUUUGACAUGAUAUAUGCAGCGAAUACUUCUACUUGCUAGGAUGCUAUAAGGACCCUUAUACUUCUUGUGUGAAUGACAAAAGAGGGCCAAAAUAGACAUGGAGAUAUCUUUUAGUUAAGAAUAGUGUCAACUUUGUCCAUAGUAACUGGUAUAAAAUAAAUGGUCAUAUUAUGACAGAUUUGCAUAUGUUAUAUAUACAAAUUAUUUUUAAAUGUAUUAAUGUCUAGCAAAGUUUCUAAUGUAAACCUAGAGUUUAUAAAAAACAUUUAAUAUAGGUAAAACAUACAUUAACCUAAAUACAGUGAAACCAAAAUAAUGUAGAAGCUAGAAUCUUUCACAUAUUAUUUGAAUUUUCCAUAUGACAACAAAUGGCCUGUUAAAUUCUCCAUAUUACAAGAAAUGGCCUGUUGCUAUGUAUAUUCUGUAUAUGCCAUGACUGUGUUUACAUAUAUGAAACAUCUGGAAUAAAAGUAAAAAACCCAAACACCAAA